GAAGGAGGCAACUUCCCACUACAAAAUGCCACUCACUCCUGUGAUCACUCAACUCAAACCCAACACUCAACUUCACUUCACCGCCGUCUUCCUCCGCCGCCGCUGCCGACGACGACGGUUGCUUACUACUCCGAUCCACCACCGGUGACUGAGUAACCAAAGUGUGACGAUGGCAACUGUAACGGCCUCAUCAUACGCGGUGUCAAGAAGCGCGUGCCUCAACCGCCAUGGAAGAACAGACUCUGCUGCUGCCAAAGUGAAUUCGGUGACUCUCGGUGGCCACGCGCUGGUUUACGAUGGGUUGAGAUCUCUCAACAAGUUGCACGUGCGAUCCGCACGUGCGGUGAAAGGCUUGUCGUCGACGGCGAGUGACGGAGGAGCCGCGCGUGGUAAGGCUUCCGGGGAGGUUGUGUGUGGGAUGAACUUGGUGUUCGUCGGAGCUGAGGUCGGACCUUGGAGCAAAACUGGUGGACUCGGUGAUGUUCUUGGAGGACUUCCACCUGCUUUGGCAGGAAAUGGGCACCGUGUGAUGACAGUGUCGCCGCGGUAUGAUCAAUACAAGGAUGCAUGGGACACCAAUGUGACGGUGGAGGUCAAAGUUGGAGAUAGAGUAGAAACUGUCCGUUUCUUUCACUGCUACAAGCGAGGAGUUGAUCGUGUUUUUGUGGAUCACCCAAUGUUCCUUGAGAAGGUUUGGGGCAAAACUGGGUCGAAACUCUAUGGCCCUACGGCUGGAGUGGAUUAUGAAGAUAACCAACUUAGAUUCAGCUUGUUGUGCCAGGCUGCACUUGAGGCACCUAGGGUUUUGAACUUAAAUAGCAGCAAAUAUUUCUCUGGACCAUAUGGCGAAGAUGUAGUCUUCAUUGCUAAUGAUUGGCACACUGCUCUUCUUCCAUGCUACUUGAAAUCAAUGUACAAGUCCAGGGGGAUUUACCAAAAUGCAAAGGUUGCGUUUUGUAUUCAUAACAUAGCCUACCAGGGUAGGAAUGCCUUUUCAGACUUCUCUCAACUCAAUUUACCUAACCAAUUCAAGAGCUCUUUCGACUUUACUGAUGGGUAUGACAAGCCUGUGAAGGGAAGGAAAAUUAAUUGGAUGAAGGCUGCUAUAUUAGAAUCCAAUCGAGUGUUCACUGUAAGUCCGUAUUAUGCCCAGGAACUUGUUUCUGGAGAGGACAGAGGUGUGGAAUUGGACAAUAUUAUUCGUAAAACUGGCAUCACUGGUAUCGUGAAUGGCAUGGAUAUCCGAGAGUGGAGUCCAGAAACUGAUAAGUUCAUAGAUGUACACUAUGAUGCAACAACUGUCACUGAAGCGAAAUCUCUGCUGAAAGAAGCUCUUCAAGCAGAGGUUGGCUUGCCUGUUGACAGGAAUAUCCCUUUGAUAGGGUUCAUUGGCAGGCUAGAAGAGCAGAAAGGUUCAGAUAUCCUUGUAGAAGCUAUCCCUGAGUUCAUUGACCAGAAUGUUCAGAUAAUAGUUCUUGGAACUGGCAAGAAGAUCAUGGAGAAGCAAAUUGAACAACUGGAGGAAACGUAUCCUGAUAAGGCGAUAGGGGUUGCGAAAUUCAACGCUCCCUUGGCUCACAAGAUUAUUGCCGGAGCUGACUUCAUAGUGAUCCCAAGUAGAUUUGAGCCCUGUGGUCUGGUUCAAUUGCAUGCUAUGCCAUAUGGAACGGUGCCCAUAGUGUCAUCAACUGGUGGACUCGUUGACACUGUAAAAGAAGGUUAUACUGGAUUCCACACGGGAGCGUUCAAUGUAGAAUGUGAAACUGUUGAUCCAGCCGAUGUGGAUAAGUUAGCCACUACUGUUAAGAGAGCCCUGCAAACCUAUGGUACCCCGGUCUUGAAAGAGAUGAUCCAGAACUGCAUGGCCCAAGACUUUUCAUGGAAGGGACCAGCCAAACAAUGGGAAAAGGCGCUAUUGAGCCUAGAGGUUGCUGGUAGUGAAGCUGGAAUAGAUGGGGAAGAGAUUGCUCCUCUUGCAAAGGAAAACGUCCCUACUCCUUGAGCAUCACCAUUGAGACGUUGCAAUCUAAUUGUAGAAGUAACAUCAACUCAUAAUGAGUUCUGACGAAGGGACUUGGUCGACGCUGGAACCUCAGCUUAAAUGUUCCCUUCAAGCAACGUAUUGAACAAACUAACAUAAGGUUUUUUUAUAAGUUAGUUCUUGUAAGCAAUCAGUGAAAUCUGAAGCUCUGCUAAGUUAAAAUGCAGUAUAAUAAGUGAAUAAAGAGGUCGUGCCGAUGUUGUCGAA
Molecule: messenger RNA, 2248 nt
Organism: Lotus japonicus
Lineage: Eukaryota; Viridiplantae; Streptophyta; Magnoliopsida; Fabales; Fabaceae
Product: granule-bound starch synthase 1, chloroplastic/amyloplastic-like
Exons: 14
Coding region: 170-2002 (610 amino acids)
Molecular function (GO): alpha-1,4-glucan glucosyltransferase (UDP-glucose donor) activity
Source: RefSeq, a predicted model, not a curated record